AUGUCAAAUCUCAGCAGAGCAUUCACCCGGCGCAAUAAGCGCCCGGAGGUGUCCGCACCCAUGCCGUAUCGUGGCGAAGGGCACGUGCGACUCAACUCGGCAAGCAUAAAACGCAGCAAUAUAUCUGGACCGGUCCAGCUUUUGUCUACAACCAACAUGCUAGCCUACAACGCACCUGAUAUCAACCCAGUCCAAUUAGCCGGAUCUUCAUCUGCCUCAUCACUAGGAUCGCGCGACGACUCUGACACUGCUUUCUCCCCGCAAAGCUACGCGUCUUCCAUGUCUUCACCCGACAUCUCUCACGGGUGCUCUCCAAUUGACGCAAACCCAAUGGCGUCGUAUUUCCCGAAUCGCAUGGGAACGGUGACAAGCCACACCCGCUCCUCCACCUCGUCUUCGUCAACUACGGAUGCCCCGCUGGUGCCCAAGCGGGCUCUGUCCCACACCAAGCGGUCACACCAGGAGCUCGCUCACUCGCGCUCGAUCUCUAGGAUGUCGCCACCUCCGCUGAAUGCGACGCGCAGCACACCGACCAUUCGUGCAUCGCAGGAAUUCUUCCAGGCCGAGCCGCAUCCAUUCGGCAAAGAGCUGGAGCAGGUGAACGAGGUUGCAGAGGAAUUUGGAGGCUUCAAUAUGCUCGAUGACGAAGAGCGGAUUCUCUAUUCCAAGGGGCUCAAGAAGUUCUCUGUCGAAGAUUAUCUUGUGGAAGUUGAAGAACUGUACGGCAGCAUUUUCGAGGAUACACGUGGACCUAUGUGCACGUCUUGGUUCUAA
Messenger RNA from Penicillium robsamsonii, 774 nucleotides. RefSeq lists its product as uncharacterized. NCBI's taxonomy places the organism in Eukaryota, Fungi, Ascomycota, Eurotiomycetes, Eurotiales, Aspergillaceae. The record is from RefSeq and is a predicted model, not a curated record. The transcript has a single exon. The coding region runs from base 1 to 774 and encodes 257 amino acids.